Messenger RNA from Linderina pennispora, 925 nucleotides. Its product is annotated as DUF866-domain-containing protein. Lineage: Eukaryota; Fungi; Kickxellomycota; Kickxellomycetes; Kickxellales; Kickxellaceae. Gene Ontology annotation, molecular function: zinc ion binding. The coding region runs from base 295 to 771 and encodes 158 amino acids. The transcript has 2 exons. The record is from RefSeq and is a predicted model, not a curated record.
CCCCUCACCGUUGAGAACGCCGACCUAAAGAAGGCCGCGACAAUCAUUGGGGAGUGUAUUGCUGAGACAUCCAAGAAGUGAUCGGCGAGCCUGAAAAUUUUUUCAGGCCAUGGUUGCCAUAAAGGUGGCCCUGGGCUACGAUGCUCUAUAGACAGGUCCUGAUGGUCCCGCCCCUCCGAUGGGGACCGCGUGGUUUGAAAAUCUUCUUUCGCUUUUUGUCUUUCAUACUCCGUUCUUACAAGCGCACGCAAUUCUUUUGGUUACUCUUCGAUCAUUGAAACUCCGCUUUUAAACAUGGUGAAGCUCAAUCUGCAGUUCCAGGCUGAACUGACCAAUGUAACCAACGUCGUGCCAGCUGAUGCCGACUAUGCGUGGAACUUCAAGGUCAAGUGCAACUCGUGCCACGAAGUAACACCCAACUUUAUCACCAUCAGCGCCGAGGACAACAGCUCGAUUUCCGGCAGCCGCGGGGAGGCCAACUUUGUUAUGCGCUGCAAGUUCUGCAAGCGUGAGAGCUCGGCGUCGAUCGAGGGCAGCCCGAAGCCGUAUACGGCCGAUGACUCUGGAAGUAUGGCGACGAUCUUGUCGCUGGAGUGCCGCGGACUGGAGCCCGUGGAGUUUGAGCCCCGAGAUGGGUGGAAGGCCGAGGGCGUGGAGUCUGGCACGGCGUUCGAGAUUGACCUGACCGAGGGCGAGUGGUACGACUACGACGAGAAGGCCAGCGACGAGGUGUCUAUUACUGAGAUCAAGCACCAGAUUGUUCGCGGGUAAUGGUUAGACCUGCCCCCAGCCACGCCGUGCAUAUGUUCAGGCGCAUGCUUCUUAUUUGACUACCAAUAUAGUUAUUGCAGGGCAUUGUGUCCGAGGAUGAGAUUGCUCCAGCGCAAACAAGCCGCAUAAUGGUACAAUAGCCAAAGCACCUAGA